AUGGAGUUUCAUAAGAAAGUAGAACGAGUACAAGACAAAACGUACUCUGGUUAUGAUUCGUGUGACAGGAAAGCUCACCGUAACGGUAUCAAGAAGCCGAAGAAGCAAAGAUUCAUGUCGAUGAAGGGUGUUGACCCUAAAUUCCUCAAGAAUUUACGUUUCGCUAAGAAGCACAACAAACGACAUGUUAAGAUGGAAUCUACUGCCUAA
This is a messenger RNA of Ostertagia ostertagi, 210 nucleotides long. Lineage: Eukaryota; Metazoa; Nematoda; Chromadorea; Rhabditida; Trichostrongylidae. The record is from the annotation of a GenBank genome assembly.